CCCCGCCCCCACCGUCGCUGCCACCAGGCUCUCGAGGGGAGGCGCGGCCCGAGCCGUUCCCGGACAGGCGGGGGGGCGCUGGGCCACCGCGUCUGGUCUGAGCACCGCGACGCUGCUGCCCCGAAGUCCUCCCGGAUCUUGAGGCGUAUGGAAUCUCAAGGUCUUUGUGAUAAUGGAAACCAAAAAAUUGAUUGGUAAACCACUUCAACCAGCAAGACCUGUUCGUCAUCUGACUUCUCCCCCUGGAGCAGUAUUCCCAUUUAACUUUCAGAAUGAAUAUACAUGCAACACUCAGUGCUUACAAAGUGGAGUUAGCAGAUGUAAAACGAAUGGAAUGCAAGCCUUUUCUCAAGGUCUUAAUGAACAACAACAUCAGUCUUCAGUUAAAAAAGAGAGAAUCAAAUACAGCAGAGAUUUCCUAUUGAAGCUCUCAAGUGUUUCUAUCUGCAGAAAAAAACCAGACUUUCUACCUGAUCAUCCCAUUGUACUUCAAAAACCAGAAAACAACCAAAGCUUUAAGUAGCACUUUAAGAACAUAUAUAUUUGAAGAUAAAGAAUUAUUCAUAUUUUGGACACCUGCAAAUGAAGUGGAUCUAGCAACAAUAACUAUAAUGGACUGUGACAAUUCAAUGUAUUUUUAAUUUUGAUGGCUGGGAAUUUGGUUUCUCCUAAAAUGAGAAAGAGAUACUUUAAACUAUAAAGAAUUUUCUAAUCAGUUUCAGCUUUACAGGCAGUUUCCUGCAUAAAUUGAGACAUUAAUUUGGUUAGUGAAAUGGGAAGACUGUAUUUAUAAUUUGCAUGCUACUUGCAAAUUUUUCAUCACUUGUAAUAAUGGAAUGUAAGCUGUAAAGAUGCUCAAAUAUAAAGUAUUUGCUACAGUGUAUAUAUGAUACAUAAUUUCUUGUGUCUUUUAAAGUUGCUUUUGUUGUUUCCCACUGAUUUCAUACCAGCAUUUGAAAAGAACUUUCCUAUCUCUCUAGAGGCUCAGAAUAAUUCAGGAUGUUCAAUACUUAGUUCUCAAUAAGAGGGAGAACAUUUUUAAAAAGGUAUUUCUUUUCAAAUAUAUGAUCUAUCUCUAGGUUUGUGAUAAUACCAACAUUGUCAAAGAUUGUUUUAUUGCCAAAAGAGGAAAAAUUUGGGCAUUUAUAAAUAAUUGAGGUACAUUAAGUUUUAAUUCUCUAAUUUCUUAUAACAAGAAUAUAUAUGGAUGAAGAAUUUGGGAGUUUAAACUUUUAGCUCCCAGAAAUUUUUAUUCAAUAUAUCUCCUGCAGUUUGUCACUCUGGAUGUUACUCGUUAAAAAAAUAAAAGUUUCUUCCAGCACAGUGCCAGAAAUUUUGCUGAUAGAAAGGUAAGUGUAAACUCUCAGUAGUUCUGUUCUUUCAGGUUUUCUCAGAUCUCAGGUCUACUGGCAAGGCAUUCAAGGGCAUCAUUUGGCAGAAAGUUUACCUUAAACUGAAUUCUGAACUCCUAAAACCAGUACCUUUUUCUUCACUGGUCUCGGGGCUUGUUAUCCAGAUCAAAAUUUAGUCCAUGGCAGGUUACCCCUCUUGGUCUUUAGUAUACUACUUUUGAUUGCUUUGUUCCCUAGAAAAAGAUUUCUUUUUAAAUAGGGGAUAGAAAAGCUUCAUUAGCAAUAAAUCUAUUGGUUAUUUUAAGAUUACUUUAUACCUACAGUGUAGUUUUUUUCAUUUGUUUUUGCCCUAUUUCCCUUUAUAUUAUAGGCGCCAUUAUUUAUAUGUGUAUGAAUAUAAACACACUCUCAUAUACAUACAUAAACUACAUGUAUAAUUUAUGUAAGAGCUGGGGUCAUCUCAAAAAAUAUAAUAAAAAAAGAGCUGUGUUCAGAAUUACCAUAUAAUUAAAUUGGUUUGCUUUAUUAUUUGCCUAUUCUCAAAGUCUUUUUUUAACUUUAGUUUAAAGAUGAUAGAAUCUAUUCCAAUUGAUUGUAUCUAAAGAGAAUCAAAAGAGCCUUUCAACUUAGCACUGUUACUGAGGACAGAAACUUUAAAGUCAUACUAACCUUCUACUUUGGAAACUGCCUCGUAUCCAAAAGACCUGUUGUACUUUCUAAAUAUGAUACUGAAUUGGACUGGUCAGAACAAUGUAUUGAUUGGCUAUAAUUGUAUUUUUGAAGCCAUUGUUUUCAGGAAGAGUUUGUACAUCAAAAGUCUCCAAGGUUUCAAAGUCUUUUGAUCCUUUCUUACUAUAUAUAAUCAGAGUGAGACUGAAAAGACUAUUUUAUUAUCUGUUUGCCUUUGUACAUAUGUAUAGCUUGUUUGAAUAAUCAUUGUACAUCUCCAUUAAUGUUAUUCUUUGCUUGUAUAUAAAUUAAAGAGUAGAGAUAGAUGUUAUUUCAUUGUGUUCAUCAUCUGUAGAAGUGACCAUACACACAUUUUAUGUAUAUAUACACACAAAUAUAUGUGCAUAUGUCAAAAUUUACUACCUAGGUUUAGUAGAAGCUAUUAAAAUUAAUUUACUUUUAUUUAAAUUGAAUGAGGACUAAGUGUAUAUAAAGAUAUUGUUAAAAAGUUAAUAUUCCAUAAAUUAGUUUGAGAAAAUAUUUUAGGUCACUUUUAUAUUUAAAAAAUAAAAUUUUAGUUCAA
Sus scrofa (pig) is the source of this 2604-nucleotide messenger RNA. RefSeq names its product chromosome 4 C8orf88 homolog (gene C4H8orf88). The record is from RefSeq and is a predicted model, not a curated record. Gene Ontology annotation, cellular component: cytoplasm. Gene Ontology annotation, molecular function: eukaryotic initiation factor 4E binding. Lineage: Eukaryota; Metazoa; Chordata; Mammalia; Artiodactyla; Suidae. Gene Ontology annotation, biological process: negative regulation of translational initiation.